Messenger RNA from Thunnus maccoyii (southern bluefin tuna), 2447 nucleotides. RefSeq lists its product as uncharacterized. The transcript is spliced from 10 exons. Lineage: Eukaryota; Metazoa; Chordata; Actinopteri; Scombriformes; Scombridae. The coding region runs from base 510 to 2447 and encodes 645 amino acids. The record is from RefSeq and is a predicted model, not a curated record.
UGUUCCUUUGAACAGGAAACAGGAAGCUCUAAUGUAUGAGAAGCCCACUACAUCUUCACAUUGGCUCUCAAUGGUAAUUAAAACUUUUUCCUCUGCACUAACCUUGAGGAUAGCUGUACACUCCUUUCACAACAUUAAACACAACCUAUUAUUACCACACUAUAUCCUUCAGGUAAUGUAAACACAUUCAUCAACUCUCAGGCUGAGUAACAGUAACUGAACAAUGUAGAGCUUUUCUCGUAACACUAUGGAAAUUAGAUGGUUAAACAAAUGAAAACAAAGUAAUCUAAUCGGAGUUUCACUUUCCCUUUUUAAGUUUACACAAUACACCAGGGCCACAGUGCUUCACAUACAUUAUAUCUUUAUUUACGGCACAGUUCUCACAUGAACUUGGACUGUAAAUAAAUUGAACCUGACGCUAGUUUUUUAAAAAAGUUAAUGCAUAGUUUUGAAAAUAACAGUAUCGUUUCUUCAUUUCAGCUUGGGGAUUUACAGGCAUUCGUCUGUUCAUGCAUAUUAAUAAGACAGAGAUUAGAGGAGCAGCUAUGACUUUAACAGCAGCAGCAAGUGGAUUUGUCAUCUUCCUUCUCUCUGUACAAGUGGUACAGGGACAGUAUGCCAUGGGAGUGACUUACACUUCUUCUAAGAUGUGUGUGUUGAAAGGAUCAACAGUGGACAUACGCUGCACCUACAGAUACCCACCCAAAGAAAAUGGCCUUGAUACUACAGUUGAGAAAACAUUCUGGUUCACUAAAAUGAAAGGCGCUGAACCUGUGGAUCUGAGAACAGACUCAGAGUAUUCAGGUCGUGUUCAGUAUCACUGUGAUAAGAACGACUGCACUCUGAGAAUCACAGACCUGAGAGAGAGCGACUCAGCUAAGUACAAGUUCAGGUUCAUAACAAACCAGUCAGGAGGGAGAUUUACUGGUUCACCUGGAGUCACUUUGACUGUCACAGAUCUACAGGUGAGAAGAUCACAUUCACAUAAUUCAUAUAAAAAGCUGACGUGUCACAGCAGUUGUCUACCUCCUCGUACUUCCUACGUCUGGUACAAGAAUGGACAGAAAAUUCAGGCAGAAACAUCUACUUAUUCAGGCAACUUUGAUUCUGCUGACAGCUAUUCCUGUGCUUUAAAAGGACAUGAGCAUUACCCGUCUCCCCCAGUGUGUGUCGAUGGUCAAUCCUGCAACAGAGUGAUUUACACUGACAGAAGCAUCUGUGCCUUCAGAGGCUCAUCAGUGGACAUUUCCUGCACAUACAGUAGUUACAGCACAUACUAUGGAUCUAUCACAUCAAAAUUCUGGUUCAGUCCUGAACGUAGUCAUCAGUGGCAGAAUCCCUCACAGCCUGAGGACCUUAGUGAAGACUCCCAGUAUGCAGGUCGUGUUCAGCUCCUUGAAACAGAGGGAGGACGCUCCACUCUGAGAAUCUCUGACCUGAGAGAGAGCGAUUCAGCCCAGUAUCACUUCACAUUCAAAACACGAUGGUUUGAAUGGGGGAGUAAUUUACCUGGAACAACUCUGACUGUCACAGAUCCAAAUCUGCAAGUGAUGGUGAGCAGAGCCUCUCAGUAUUCUACCUGGGCAGAGCUGAAGUGUCACAGCAGAUGUCGUCUACCUGAUCAUUCUUCCUUCAUCUGGUACACGAAUGGACAGAAAAUUAAGGAUGAAACACCUUCUAUUUAUACUGUGUACCUUGACUCAUCAGACAGCUAUUCCUGCGCUGUAAAAGGAUUUGAGCAUCAUCCUGCUCCUUCAGUGUGUGUCCAUGGUCAGUCCUGCGACAGAGUGAUUUACACUGACAGAAGCAUCUGUGCCUUCAGAGGAUCAUCAGUGGACAUUUCCUGCACAUACAGUGGUUCCAGCACAUACUAUGAAAAUAUCACAUCAAAAUUUUGGUUCAAUCCUGAGCAUAGUCAUCAGUGGCAGAAUCCCUCACAGCCUGAGGACCUUAGUGAAGACUCCCAGUAUGCAGGUCGUGUUCGGGUCCUUGAAACAGAGAGAGGACGCUCCACUCUGAGAAUCUCUGACCUGAGAGAGAGUGAUUCAGCCCAGUAUCACUUCACAUUCAAAACACCAAGCUUUGAAUGGGGGAGUAGUUUACCUGGAACAACUCUGACUGUCACAGCUCUCCAGGUGCAGGUGAUCACAAUAACAGUCCAUCAGUCUUAUACCGAGGCAGAGCUGAAAUGUCUCAGCAGCUGCAGUCCAGCAGGUCGUAUUUCUUACAUCUGGUUCAAGAACGGACAGAAAGUUAUGAAUGAGGAAACUUCUCUUUAUUCAGGGCAGUUUAAUCCUGGUGACAACGUCUCCUGUGCUUUAAAAGGACAUGAAGAUUACCGCUCUCCUUCAGUGUAUGCACCAAUGCCUCCCUCUGUGUCAGUGAGUCCCUCUGAUGAUAUCAUUGAGGGCAGUUCAAUGGUCCAAAGCCUCCUUCUGUGUCAGUGA